Aureobasidium pullulans EXF-150 is the source of this 876-nucleotide messenger RNA. RefSeq lists its product as uncharacterized. The coding region runs from base 1 to 876 and encodes 291 amino acids. The record is from RefSeq and is a predicted model, not a curated record. The transcript has 2 exons. Lineage: Eukaryota; Fungi; Ascomycota; Dothideomycetes; Dothideales; Saccotheciaceae.
AUGAAUCGCGAGCCAAUCUCAAGAGUUCCAAUCACAUCGAACACGCAGCCUGAUUUUGCAUCUUGCGUAAACUCCUGUCUGAAUGUGGCAAGUUGUGUUGGAACAUCUUACGUCGUCACAACAAGCCUUUGCACUUACUUCUCAACAUUCACCAGCGUGGGCGCCGAUACUGGAACAAAUGUGGCCUUCCCAGCCAAUAUCGCUUGCCCGAAUCUGAAUGGCUUCAGUUAUCUGGAUUACUCAGGCUCAGAAUACGGUAUCUUGUGCAAUCAAUCGUACCCAGCAAGCAGUAACAUUACUACUCAAUCCGGAUACACCAGUCUGGCAACCUGCAGUAAUGCUUGCUCCUAUAGCGCAAACUGUCUGGCUUCUUCCUUUGUAAAUGGCCAGUGCACUUUUGUCAGCAAUCUCAACUCCAACACUACUCCUGGUCAAAAUCUUCCUGGCGCCGUGGUCUUGGUCCUUCUGCAAAGUCGCGUGGUAGAUGUAAUCUCUUCCACUGGAUCCACUUCGCGAAGCACAUCUUUCUCAGUGGUUCAGGGGCUUCCGACUGCAGCUGCGGCGGUGCAGAAGGGUUCAAAUCCAUACAAUGCUGUUGCAAGUGCUUGGGUAGGCGGUAUCGAGGUUCUCAACUGUGUACACGCCUACGACGACAACCACUACUACUCCAUCGCCUGUACAAACAUUGAGCUCGUCGAUCUCCAGACCCACUUCGACAGCUGUGCCACCGAGCUCGUCAUCAAUUUCGUCAAGCUCAUCAUCCUCGAGUUCGUCGACAUCGAGAUCAUCGUCAGCAGCUUCACUAGUAAGCAGUCCCUCGGCGUCUACCAGCGUCACAUCCAGAGCACCUACUACGAGCUUCGUUUCGACCAGUAG